UUUUGAAAGGUACAAUUUUGUUGAAAUAAAAUGGCCCAAGUGCUUAGACAAUUGCAAAACGUUGUCACUGCCCAAGGCAAGUUGCAUCCCAUGGUCAAGGGGGCAGUGACCUAUGCGCUACUGUGGCCCACGGGCAGCCUGAUUCAGCAAACUCUCGAAGGACGCAAUCUGAAGAAUUACGAUUGGGCGCGUGCCCUGCGCUUCAGUCUCUUCGGUGGUCUCUAUGUGGCGCCCACACUCUAUGGCUGGGUGCGCCUCUCCAGCGCCAUGUGGCCACAGACCAGUCUGCGUGUUGGCAUCGUCAAGGCGCUAACCGAACAAAUCUCUUAUGGACCCUUUGCCUGCAUCUCAUUCUUCAUGGGCAUGAGUCUGCUGGAGCGCAAGAGUUUCGCUGAGGCUGUUGAGGAGACCAAACAGAAGGCAUUGCCCACAUACAAGGUUGGCAUCUGUGUUUGGCCCUUCAUUCAGACGCUGAACUUCUCGCUGGUGCCAGAGCACAAUCGUGUCGUCUUUGUCAGCAUUUGCAGCCUGAUGUGGAUCAUCUUUUUGGCAUACACAAAGACGCGUCAGUUGAGUCACGAUGAAGACACUGUGAAUGCGGAUGCAGUUGCUCCCAUUAUUCAGGCUGCAUAAGUUGCGCUCUGUUGUUGUCU
Drosophila albomicans is the source of this 653-nucleotide messenger RNA. RefSeq names its product PXMP2/4 family protein 4. The record is from RefSeq and is a predicted model, not a curated record. Lineage: Eukaryota; Metazoa; Arthropoda; Insecta; Diptera; Drosophilidae. Gene Ontology annotation, cellular component: membrane; cytoplasm. The coding region runs from base 31 to 633 and encodes 200 amino acids. The transcript is spliced from 4 exons.